Messenger RNA from Prorocentrum cordatum, 1034 nucleotides. NCBI's taxonomy places the organism in Eukaryota, Dinophyceae, Prorocentrales, Prorocentraceae. The record is from the annotation of a GenBank genome assembly.
GGGGGCAGGCAGGCGACGAGCUCGGCCGCGAUGACGGCAUCGGGGCUCCCAGCGCCGCCGAAGGGCGCUGCGAAGCCCUACCUCUUCGGGGCAGAGCCGCUCCUCGGGAAGCAGGCCUCGAAGGCCAAGAGGCACCAUCCGAAGGGCGCGGAGCCGGAGCCCGCUCUCGGGAAGCUGGCCUCGCGGGCUGCGGCGGUGGGUGCGCUGAUCGCCGGGGCGCUCAUGGGAGCCGCGUGCGCGGGGGCAGGGGCCAUGCUGCUGACCAGUCGGGGCGCACCGUCGGCGGAGACGAGGAUGGAGAGGCGUGCCGACCACUUCCCAACCGGCCAGAUGGUGAGGCUGGACAUCGCCGGCAGAGGGCUCUGGGUCUACAAGCCGAACAGCAGUGCCGCUGGGGGCGAGAGGCUGCCGCUGGUGAUGGUGCUGCACGGCAGCGAGGAUACCGCGCUGAACAUCGCCAACGUGUCGGGAUUCGCGGCCGUCGCGGAGAACGUGACUGAUGGGUUCAUCUUGGCCUUCCCAGAGAUGGUCAAGGAGAGGGCGGACUCCUGGGAUUUCGGGGCGCCGCACGAGGUCGGCUUCUUCCGGGCCGCCGUGCACCUCCUGCACUCGAAGGGCCUGGUCAGGCGCGAAAAGGUCUUCGUGUGUGGCCAUUCCAACGGAGGCACUAUGGCGCUCUUCCUGCAGAACAACUUGCCCGACGUCUUCAGCGGUGCGGCGGCUGUGGAGGCUGGAGUGGGGCACCUGGAGCAGUGGAAGAACCUCAGCUACGGCAGCCCCACGAUGGUCAUCUGGAACCACAACGACAACGUCCUGCAGGAGUUCGGCGGGGAGAAGCUCUACCACGACACCCUCGCGACCCUGCGGCGCCACGACCCGUACCACUCCCACUCCGAGCCGGCUUCCAGGACACGCCUCGACGCGGGCUCUGGCGGCAGCGUGCGCUACGCGGAGCGCCUGCUUUGGCGAGCGACCUCCGAGGGACUUCCGCCGCUGAUGGUUGUCUCCUGGGGCUCGGAGCUGCCGUCGCACAA